AUGGGCACUGCAAUUGGACAUGUUUUUGCUGGAUCCGGAUAUUUUCUUAUAGGUCUAUGGCACCUUAUUAACCACAUUAAGGUCCAUGCCCUUAAUCCCAACUCCUACAUUUCCUUAACAUUCUUCCCCAUUGCAAAUAAGAGGUACUUAGAGCUCUACUUAAUGAUGGGAGCAAGUGGAUUCUAUAUACUAAUGGAGCUAGUCAUCGGCCAAAUCGGCCACCAUGUUUUCGAUGCAGACGGGUCCAUCUCUAGCAACCAUCUCCGCAACUUCGAGCAUGCGUUCAUCACCUUAUGGUUAUUCGUUUACGCCUUUUUUACCAUAAUCUUGGACCGCUUUUCUCGAUCCAAAUCCAAGUAUGGAUUGACACUAACCUUAGCUUUCGUUGCCUUCGGGCAAGACUACCUUCUUUUCUAUUUCCACUCGACUGACCAUAUGGGACUCGAAGGCCAUUACCAUAGGCUUCUUCAGAUGAUCACUCUUCUCUCGCUUAUAAGCACCGGGAUUAGCAUUAGCCAUCGGAGGAGCUUUUUAGUCAGCUUAGUGAGAUCAUUUAGUCUUCUUUUCAAAGGUUUCUGGUAUCUUGUUAUGGGAGCCGAGCUAUGGAGCCCGGGGCUAAUUCCUAAAGGAUGUUUCAUAAUUAAGGAUGAGUACUUGAAAGUGAAGUGUUCGACGAAGGAAGCGCUCCAGAGGGCGAAAGCUUUGACAACGCUCCAGUUUAGUUGGUUCUUGGUGUUUUUCGUCGUACUCACUAUGUGUUUGUAUUUGUAUAUGAUUAGAAUUUACCCUGAAAAGGUGGGAUAUGAAUUAUUGAUGGAAAAGAAUUAUGAUGCCGGUGAUGAUGAUGAAGAAGAAGAUAAGAAGGAAGCCGGAGCAGCAGAAGAGGCUUAA
This is a messenger RNA of Impatiens glandulifera, 891 nucleotides long. Its product is annotated as transmembrane protein 45B-like. The record is from RefSeq and is a predicted model, not a curated record. The transcript has a single exon. NCBI's taxonomy places the organism in Eukaryota, Viridiplantae, Streptophyta, Magnoliopsida, Ericales, Balsaminaceae. The coding region runs from base 1 to 891 and encodes 296 amino acids.